Molecule: messenger RNA, 5162 nt
Organism: Xenopus laevis (African clawed frog)
Lineage: Eukaryota; Metazoa; Chordata; Amphibia; Anura; Pipidae
Gene: adam11.L
Product: ADAM metallopeptidase domain 11 L homeolog
Exons: 27
Coding region: 201-2495 (764 amino acids)
Biological process (GO): proteolysis
Cellular component (GO): endomembrane system; presynaptic membrane; plasma membrane
Molecular function (GO): metallopeptidase activity; metalloendopeptidase activity
Source: RefSeq, a predicted model, not a curated record
UAAUACAGGAGCCUGUGCCUCACACACACACUGCAGAUCCAGCAUCGUUGGGCACACAGCUAGGGAGCACUACACCCUGAUGGUGACGGGGGCACAAAGAAGCCGGGCUGAUGUCCCCAGGCUGAGGGCUCCUGUCUGUGUGAGGCUCUUCCCUGUCACCCCCAUGCCCCCUGUGCUCAGGGCUGAAUGAUUAUGUAUGAAUGAUGUGUCUGGGGCUGCUCUGGGUUGUAGCUGCUGUGAUCUCUACCAGUGCCACUAUGCCUCCAUUGGGUUCUUCACUGGUCAAUACCACAGUUUCCCCCAUCACUGCUCAUUCGGACUCCCCGAAGCGAUGGCACCAGAAGCUCAAUCACAAACAGAUCACCCACCCCAGCCACUUGGUGGAGCACACCUCUGGAGCUGAGACCCCCAGAUAUCAGCUGGACACCAGGGUUAGAAGCCAGAACCAAAAUGACCCGGAGGCCCAUGUUACACACGCCAGUUUCCUUGUGCCGUUGUCUGGAAAAAAUGUUAUUCUGGAUCUGGAACUAAAUCAUCACCUUCUGUCAUCGAAGUAUGUGGAGCGGCACUAUGGUGAUGGCAAUAGUUCUCAUGUGGUGACUGGUGGUACAACUGGCAAUCACUGUUAUUAUCAGGGAAAAUUGCGAAGGGUAGAGGAUUCAUGGGCUGCCAUUUCCACUUGCAACGGUCUCAGUGGGGCCUUUUCCGACGGAGUUUACACAUAUACAAUAUAUCCUUUGGAACAGAGCACAGAGACAGAAAAAUGGCCUCAUGUUAUUGAGCGAACAAAAAAAUGCACAGAGCCAGACUGUGAACAUCACACAAUUCUUCCAGGCUCCAAAAUACGAAGGAAAAGACAGGUUCGUCGGACUUCACACUCAGCUCUGACUGAGACCAAAUAUGUUGAACUCAUGGUGGUGAAUGACCAAUAUUUGUUUGAUCAGCACCGCCAGUCUGUGGGUCUGACCAGUAGCUUUGCCAAAUCAGUGGUGAAUUUAGCUGAUGUUAUUUUUAGAGAACAACUAAACACCCGGAUUGUGCUGGUUGGCAUGGAGACCUGGACGUCUACAGACAAGAUAACUGGAAGUGAGGAUCCCCUUCAGGUUCUGGAAGAAUUCAUGAGGUACCGGAGAGCAGAAAUCCCGGAGCAUAGCGACACCACUCACCUCUUCUCAGGACAAACUUUUAAGAGCAGUCACAGUGGGGCAGCUUAUUUUGGUGGCAUCUGCUCUCCAACCCAUGGUGGUGGCGUAAAUGAGUAUGGGAAUAUUGGUGCCAUGGCAAUUACAUUGGCCCAGACCCUGGGGCAAAACCUUGGCAUGAUGUGGAAUAAACCACGCACUACAACUGGUGACUGCAAAUGUCCUGAUCUGUGGCGGGGCUGCAUUAUGGAGGAUACUGGAUUCUACCUCCCCCAGAAGUUUUCCCGUUGCAGUGUGGAUGAGUACAGCAAGUUCCUGCAAGAUGGAGGAGGCAGCUGUCUGUUUAAUAAACCCCUCAAGCUUCUGGAUCCUCCAUCCUGUGGCAACGGUUUCAUUGAGAUUGGGGAGGAGUGUGACUGCGGCUCUCCUGCUGAAUGUAACAAGUCCAGAGCAGGGAAUUGCUGCAAGAAGUGCACCCUCAGCCAUGAUGCUAUGUGCAGCGACGGAUUGUGCUGCCGGGGCUGUAAGUAUGAGCCCCGGGGGACCGUGUGCCGUGAGUCUCUUAAUGAAUGUGAUGUGCCAGAGGCUUGCCCUGGAGAUUCCAGCGCGUGCCCGGCAAAUCUGCACAAGCAAGAUGGAUACUUCUGUGACAACGAGCAGGGACGAUGUUUUGGCGGUCGCUGCAAGACCAGAGAUCGGCAGUGCCAUGCACUAUGGGGGCGCGGUGCAUCGGAUCGGUUUUGCUAUGAAAAAUUAAACAUCGAGGGGACAGAGAAGGGUAACUGCGGCAGAGACAGGCAGAACUGGAUUCAGUGUAGCAAACAGGACGUGCUAUGCGGAUAUCUUCUGUGCUCCAAUAUUUCUGGAAUUCCUCAGAUUGGGGAGCUGAAUGGAGACAUCACCAGUAUGAGCUUCUACCAUCAGAAUCGAUACUUGGACUGUAGAGGGGGGCAGGUGACGCUGCCUGAUGGAUCGUGCUUGGGAUAUGUGGAAGAUGGGACACCAUGUGGCCCCAAUAUGAUUUGUUUGGAUCGGAGGUGCCUCCCUGCAUCUGCUUUUAAUUUCAGCACCUGCCCUGGCAGUUGGAAUGGCGUGAUCUGCUCAGAUCAUGGGGUUUGCAGCAAUGAAGGAAAGUGCAUCUGUCACCCAGAAUGGACUGGAAAGGACUGCAGUGUGUACGAUCCGCUUCCCGUCCCUAAACCUACAGGGGUGGUAGAGAAGUACAAAGGUCCUAGUGGUACCAAUAUCAUCAUUGGAUCCAUUGCAGGGGCCGUCCUCAUUGCUGCAAUUGUGCUUGGAGGGACCGGAUGGGGAUUCAAGAAUAUCCGAAGAGGAAGAUCUGGAGGCGGAUAGACAAGAACGCUAUGCUCGCUCACCAUUCCUCAAUAUUUAAAAUCAUUUCCAUUAAGAUCCUUCUGGGACUUUGCUAAGGAAACUAACAAUCAAACCGAACUGAAGUGUAAAGAAUGGAAGAGGAGCAACGGCCAAUGUCUAAAGGGGAAAACGCUUGAGAUCUCGCUCUGUCUUCCAAAACUGGAGUUUAACUGCCAAUCCUUUGGGGGAACAAACCAAACUCUUCGACCAAGAAUAAAGAGAGGGGGGCAGUCGGGGAAGCUUAUUUCAAAUAACAGUCAUCGUAAGUCUUUGAUGGUCUCUUAAAAGACCCCGGUCCGAGAUGUGUUUGAUGCCCAUAAACGUGAGAAUAUAAAUCAGCCCACAUUCCAAAUGUCUGAUUAAAAACCUGCCAGGAUCAUUGGUACUUAUUGGAACUUGGAUGACUGAUGCUGUCCCCCCGUAAACCCCAAAUAUGUCAUUAGAACACUAUGGUUCUAGGAGGAAAGGACCAUUGAAAUCACUGCCAUUUAUUUCUAGAAGUACUAUAUCCCUGAAGAACGAUCACUGCCCUUAGUUUACACUGAAUAGUUCGAAUAGGGGGUCCCACGUUAAACUUGAAUCAUAUCACCAUAACGACUACAGAAAGUGCAAUGUAGAACAUGUCAGCGUAGGGCCAUCGAGAACCUUCUAGAACAAGGUAAUUCUUCUUGAAGCCGAGUAGCCUUCUGUCCAACUGGAAUUUUCUAUGAAGAAGUCUGUUUUAAGGCCUUUUUACAGAAAGAGUGUUUCGUUCCUCAACUGCAAACUCUAAUUAAGUCAUUAACCAGGCACCCUUUUAUUAGACUGUAAAUCUUGCUUGCUGACAAAUACUUUUUUUUAGAUUGGGACUGUAAAAUGAUUGCAUAUUUUCAUCUUUUAAUUGCACCAAUAAUUGUUAAAAGAUAGAUGUGGUUUGAGGGAUUUUUUUUCCAACACAAACUUAUUUGGCAAGUCACUACCGACAACUAUGUCAUUGCUACUGCACGGUGAUAAGGUUUCUGCCAUGCAGAGUUAUGGGUAGAAAUUCUACUGCGCCCAACGCCAAAAACGAGGUUCUCCAUGUCUGGAGAACUUCUACAAAAUGUGUGACUUCAGCAGCUAAUAUCCCAAACCUCAUAUGGAACAGCUACUCCUUUUUACAAAGGUUUUUGGAUUUACCAAUUUAUUUUCUGUGUUGGAACAAUUGGUCCAAAUCCUCCUGCCCUAUGGCCUGUGCCAAAAUUGCUCUCUGCAAUUUGUGCCAAAGUUUUGUCUGCCGAGAGGUGCCAAGUUCAGCCUGAAGUGCUCCCUGAAUUAGAAUUAAGGAGUACAAUUCUGUGUAGGAGCACUUCUCUCUGGGGUCUGGCUGAACCCUAAUUGCUGAACUAAUUGAACAUUUUUGAUAAAUCCAUAAACCGAUUAAAUAGCUGGAAUUCCACUUCCACCGACGUUAAAUCCGCUCCAUCAUUUUUAAAUUUAAUUUGAGGAAUACUUUCCCUUCACACCUUUAGCUGUCAUUGGGGGAUCACCAUAUAAAAUGAAUUUAUCUGUCCGGGUUAAUAAUUCUACUUGAACAAAGUUAAACAUCUGAUCUAUACCUGGCGUUCUUUUUUUCCUAUUUAUCUAGACGUUUCUGUCGCAAAUGCUUAUUUAUCUGCAAGGCACUAAUGAAAUAUUUUUGACCACCAAGUUGCACUGAAGAUUGUACAGAUAGGAAAGGAAAGAAGCAGAACGGGGAAGGGGAGAAGUCAGUAGACAGGAACAUGUACCCUCAUGAUUUCAUAUCCAAGAUGCUUUUCUUCCACCCCUACAACUUGAAUCAAAUGUAGUAUGUGUGUGUUUACUAUAUGACCAAAUGUCCACCAGGAAAGGACUUACAAGAUGAUAGCUUCCAAAUCUCUCCUGUGUUUGUUUACUUCUUGUACAAGAAUUUUUUUUGUGGAUAAGGACAGCCUUAGGUUGGACCGGCCUUCCCUUUUAGCCAGUAAUGGUGGCAACCGACAACAUUCCAAUGAACGAAAUAGUAAUUAUUUCAAUUCAAGACAUUCCUUCCAAAAGUAUUGACAUUGACUUGACAUUUCCAUUCUUUUCUGCACCCUCAGUAGUCUGGACUCCGCUACUGUAGGAUCGAUGAUGUUGGCUGAAGAGCAUCAAGCCAACAUGGAGUCAGUCUUUCCAAGACUGGUAACCUCUGAAUAAGUCACUGCCAGUAUGAUUUUGGAUUCAUGGUGACCUGCAGGAAGCAACAUGAAAGAACUGGCCCUUGGUGGACCAAAGAGAGAGCACAAUAUAGACAGGGUGGGUCUCUAUAGCAGGAAGGGAGAUGCUAGAUCUUAGACUUGGAUCUCCUGGGACUAUAUCAACACCUCAGUAAACAUUUGUUUUUCCAGUCACCGUCAUACCUUGACGUCAGUGUGGGCAAGUGUCUAUUGGAUGCCACCACCUCAUCUUCUCAGUAUCCAGAUUGUGGUCCACCAGAAGCCCCACACUGCUGGAUGUUUUUAUUGUAAGAUAAAGGAGAACCCGACUACGGAACUGAAUUCUGAUCAAUUCUUAGCAGCUCUUACUCUUCACUUCUACACGAACUCGAUGCGGAAUGGGUUCGGAGAACUUGAUUAAAGGGAUUCUUUUAUUAAAAAAAUCAAAUAAAAUGAAUGUGCUAACGAA